GUAACACUACUACUUGGAAAAUGAAGGAUAAAUAUUUGUUGUUUAUCGCCCCAAAAAAUACGUGCUUUAAUUUACGAGGCAUUGCGUAGUUUGAUCAAUUCAUAUUUCAAUUUUGUCAUAACUUCCAGCUUCCCACCGCGACCAAAAUACUUCGUGCAGGUUAUGUUACAAAAGUAUCUCUUGAUUGGUUCUGAUUAUUUUGUCUGUGCCCCCUCAAUACCCAGGUGUCUUUACUAAGAGUAUUUUUUUUCUGUUUACAACGUCACAUUUAACUCAAAUUUAAAAAAAUGGACAAUUUAAUAAAAAAAAGUCCAGGGUGAAUUUUUGAGUUAUAACCAAAUGAUAACAAAUGUGAAACUUUACAUCUUCUGUGCUUAAGAGUAAUUUUGAUUAAUUGAUUAAAAUGAAUCAACAGGGUCCCCCUCCAUGGGGUUACCCGCAAAAUGUUGCGUAUAAUAGUAAUCGCACUGAAGGUUACAGAGGUAAUUUCACUCAUAGAAGAGGCAGAAAGUCCAGGUGGGGAAGCCCAAAUAAAAAUGACAAGAAAGAAGGUGGCUCUUACCCUCAAAGAGAUACAAAUUGUAGUAGUACCCAACAAUAUGCUGGCCGAGGAAGAAGUCCAUGGCAAAACGGGAGGAGUUUGCUUGGUAGACCACCUCGGGGUAGUUUACUGGGUAGACCACCUCGGGGUAGUGUUCUGGGUAGACCACCUCAUAGUGGGUUGCCAGGUCGAUCACCCAUUAACUGUCCCACCAGUAGACCAUUCCAUAGCCAGUGCGAAGAAGAGGAGGAUGAAAAUGAGAUUAGCAAUUGGCUGAAAUCAAAUAAAGAUAGGCAACAACCAGCUAUUUUGGAAGAUGUCAGUAAAGAUCCCUUGCCUGGCUCUGAAGAGGAGCGAGAGUGUAGUUUGAAAAAGGCCACAGAAGCCCUAAAACAAUCACUCAAAAACAAAAUGACCGUGAACUUAAAUAAAUUAUUAACAGAGGAAGAAGAAAAGCAAAGCAAAGCAAACCACGCUCUUCCUCCUAAAGUAUUAACUCAGCCACAAAACUUGUUCCAACUUAACUUGGAUUCAAACGAUUUGCGCGCCAUUGGUUGUGCCAACACUGUCAAUAAUGACAAUAAUUCAGAUGAUGAAAUAAUAGAACUUACUCUACCGCCAUUACCGAAACCUGACAUAAUUCAAAUAGAUGACAGUCCAAGUAAGUCUUCUGACUUUACUGAAAUUUCACCAAGACAAAAGAAAACCCCAAGGAAAAAUUUAGAAGUGCUAAAACAAAACAAAAGCAGUGAAGAUCGUCAAAAUAAAAUUAUAAGUGACCUACAAAAAAUAACUAAAAACAAACUGAGGGAUAUCAUAAAUAACCCCAGGUCGGGGAAAUUUGACCAUGCUAUGAGACAAUUAAUGAAGGCCCAAAGAGCUCAAAUUUCCCAAAAAUCACGUGAAGUUGCAGAAAAAAAUUUGACGAAUUUGAAACCCACAGAUGAAGUAGUAGAUGAUAGAACUGUGUUGGCAGAUUUGUCCAUUGAUUGGGCAAAUCUGCCAACAGAGUUAAUAAAUACGCUGGGUGAUUUAUUUAACUUUGAAGAGGCCGCCAGCGCCAGCUUGUCACCAGAGCCAGCUCGCUGUCAGGGUAAGUGGCCAAAUGAUGCAGUUACAGAUAUAGAUAUCCAUGAGGACUUUGGAAUUAAAUUGGAAACCAUUUCCACUGAUAUCAAGGAGGAUCAAGGAUAUCAGGAAGAGAUCUCUCACCCCACAGUAAGAGUGAGGGGAUUUGCACGGGAAUUUACAAGUGAGUGUGAAAGUGGCAAAGCUAAAAACCAUCUAACUUUUACUACAAAAGAAGAACAUUCUAUUGAUCCUAAUAAAAGCCCCAAUAAAAAUUUUGAGAAGAAAGUGAAGUCUGAAGUACCAAAGGAAAAGGAAAGCACAAAAGAAAACCAAUUGGCGUGUCCUGAAAGAAACUUAAAUGAGAAAGAGAAGCCGCAGCCAAAGGAAAGUGAGGAACGUGUCUCACCUACUCUCUCAAAUUGUGAAAGUGGCAAAAGCACAAAAGAAAAACAAUUUAUUGAUUUGGCUGAAAAAAGCUUUAAUGAGAAAAAGAAGCCGCAGCCAAAGGAAAUUGAGGAACGUGUCUCACCUACUCUCUCCAAUUGUGAAAGUGGCAAAAGCACAAAAGAAAAACAAUUUAUUGAUUUGGCUGAAAAAAGCUUUAAUGAGAAAAAGAAGCCGCAGCCAAAGGAAAAUGAGGAACGUGUCUCACCUACUCUCUCCAAUUGUGAAAGUGGCAAAAGCACAAAAGAAAAACAAUCUGUUGAUUUGGCUGCUUGUGUGGACAAAAGAGUAGAUGAGACAGCAAAGUCUAUACUGCCACAGGAGAAAGAAAAUAGCGAAAAUGCCUCACCCGUUCCCUCAGAACUCACUCAAAGUGCUACAGUCAACAUCCAAACUCCCAUAAUCAUGCCCAUUUUUUGCACGCCUAUCUUGGCUGGUAGCAACAAAAAAAAUACAAAUAACUUGACAACCUCCCAGAUCCAACAAAGAAUAAAUGAAAUAGACGAAAAGCUUAAAUUCCUUGUAAUGGAGAGAUAUACUUUAAGUGAGACGUUAGCGCAAAGAUUAUCUGAAACUUCCAACAUGGAGAUGGAUGUUGAUGACGACGAAUUACCUCUUAACAAAAGGAGGCUUUCCACUGUACCCAACAAUCAAAAUCGUAAGAAGAGGAGGAUAGAGGUAGAACUCGUUGAUUUAGAUAAUAAUAAAACCAAAAGCAAUCAGAAUACUAAAAGUAGCUCACAGGAAGGAAAGAGUAAGAAAAAGAAAGAGGGAGUUGUCUCCUUGAAGAAUAAAUCAUCUAGCAGCACUCCAAAAAGUAAUGGAAAAGUUGUGGAAGAGUUGAAGAGUAAAAGUAUAGAAAAACCUUCUUCUCCAAGAGAUAAUGUAUCCCAAAAUGGGAUACAAAAAGAGAUUAUCCCAAUUGCUAAUAAUGGAACUGUGGCAAAGGAAUGUAUACCCAGAAUGGAUGGUUAUAUUUUAGAUUUAAAGGUGUACAAAGAAUCAUACUUAGCUUGUUCCCAAAACGGCAUUACCUACCAAAAUAAAAUUGAAAAAAAUCAACUUUUUGCUUCAUAUGGAGAUAAAAGUGUACCUGGGUUAAAUUGUAUUGAUGUUAUGGAAGAUACCCUCUUUACUGGUGGUGAAGAUGGUUUUUUAAAAUUGUAUAAUAUUGUGCAAUUAGGUGCAAAUGAAACAAAAUUUAAUAUCAAACCCCAAAAAAUUUUAAAUUUGUCUAAAGCCAUAUCUGUAAUAACCUGUGAAUGGGGCACAGCUUAUGUUGGGACUAAAGCAGGAUCUAUCUGCCCCUUUAUUUUAAAAACAGAAAAACUGGCUGAGACCAUAACCUUAGAAGGGUCUGCGGUGUUAGCAAUUAAAUCGCACAAGGAAGGCCCUCGAAAAGUUAUAAUAAUUUCAUGUAGAAAUCAGCCGAUCACAAUACGGGACGCUGAGUCUGGGCUUUUGCUCAGACAGUUUGGAACGAUGCAGCAAACUGUUUACUGCUUAAAUUUACAUGAUAACCUGCUCUUUUGUGGAACAGAUGGUAACCAUAUUUUAGUUUAUGACUUCCAGGGAGGCAUAUUAAAAUAUAAACUGUCUACGGGAAAAGGAAUUGUAAAUAUCGUCCAGGUAGACGAGGUUCUUUUUGCUGGUUCCUAUGAUGGGAACAUUUAUGUCUUUGAUGUUCAGGAACAAAAAGGUUUAAUCACUCUACGAGGACCUGGAAAAAUGAUUUUAUGUAUUUCUGUUAUAAAUAAAAAAUUAUACUGUUCGUCAAAAAACUGUUCUACUCUUAUGGUGACAGAUUUAUCUGUGAAAAUUAAGUCAGCUAUGGAUAAAAACAGAAAAUUGAAGGGAAUACUGUAACCCCAAGACAUCUUAGCAGGCCAGUGAAAUUAAUCACAUGCAAUUAUUGCAAGAAACAGAUGUGGUUAACAUCUCAGACAAAAUUAUUGAUCUGACCAGUUUUCAUUUUUUAAUGAAAGGUAUAAUUUUGAAGUUUUAAUCAAAUACUACUGUAAAUUCUUUUCUUUUGUGUAGAUCCAGUAAGCAUGCUAAUCUAAAACAUCUACUGUGAUAAGUCUUGUAUUUGUUUAUAGUCACAUUUUUCUUCAAUGACUUUUCCUCACUCUCCUUAACAAGUUGCCAUUUUUUGCUGUAUGAGACCUUUUAAGUGAUAUUACAUAAUAAUGUUCUGUACUCCAACCUCUGCUCCUUUUUUUAUCUAAAAAAUAAACAUCUGGACCUUA
This is a messenger RNA of Frankliniella occidentalis (western flower thrips), 4305 nucleotides long. RefSeq lists its product as uncharacterized. The record is from RefSeq and is a predicted model, not a curated record. The transcript is spliced from 11 exons. Bases 404 to 3922 code for a protein of 1172 amino acids. Gene Ontology annotation, molecular function: RNA binding; protein binding. NCBI's taxonomy places the organism in Eukaryota, Metazoa, Arthropoda, Insecta, Thysanoptera, Thripidae.